AUGAAAAUAAAGAAUGACUUGGAUUCAACCAAAAUAAAUUGCCUCAGCUGGUCGGACACUUGUGAAAUUAAGGGUGACGAAUUUGAUGCAGAUCAGUUUAUGAGCCUACCGAACGAGUUCCAUUCUCAGACUACAUGUGAACUCGUGGCAGGUUCCGAGGAGUCCCUUACUCUUUGGAGGUUUUAUUACAAGAUUGAUGGGGACAAGAACCAAAAGCACAUAGCCAGUAAAGUGUUGUGGCAUAAGGAUCAACCGAGUUCCGUUUAUAUGGUUAAAUUCUCUCCAAGUGCCAGUUGUAUAGUGAGCACAGGAUACUGCGAUCGGUUGGUAAAACUAUGGUACCGACUGUCUUACGGAAUUGAAACUGCGGACUUUGAGCUCUACUACAUCCCUCAUCCAAAUGUUGUGACCAGCCUCAAAUGGAAGUCAUAUCCAAUGGAAAGCAUUUCUUCUUGCGGAUCCCGAAUACCUUCACGAACGGGGUCUCGGGGACCUUCUGAUUUGGAUGUAGUGAAAACCUCCAAUGGAAUUAUUAAACUUGAUUUGAGUAGGUUGGGGUUUCCUUCUGAUGGCCGAAGUGUGACAUCUAUGACUUCCGAUAAGCGACAGCAUAACGUGCUCUAUACGGUAUCUGCAGAUUCGGUUCUGCAUGUGUAUAGCACCUACAAAUUGGAUAGCGUAUUUGAAGUCUAUUUCAAUGGUAGUAUUGAUCUUUUUGACGGAGAACCUGAUGCAAAAGAGAGGGGAAUCAAAAAAUUUGUGUCCUUUAUAGACAACAGUGUGGCUGAGAUCGGUAUCAGCAAAGUCUUACAAACCUUGGAGAAUGAAUACGGUCCCGCUACGGAAUCCACUUCGGUAUCGAUAUCAGGUUCACUUUCAAAGUAUGGCGAGAAUUCUAUAUAUGGAAGUCGAUCUGAAUCAAUUCCAAGAACAGAGAGGUCUAACAAGUCUCAAGCCUUAGAAGACCUGUUGCAGGAAAAGGUUGAGAUUUGUAUGGUCUUUGACAAUGAUAGCCACUGUAAACUUUACUGUCUGGGUAACUUGAAUAAGCCGGUGCCCACUAAGAUGACGAUAUAUCCAAUGGAUCAGAAGUUUGAUACUUCUGGAAAGGCUAAGUCCUGCAAUAUUGUCUUCGGGGAGCACUGCAUGCCUUGCGAUUGUCGGGCUAUUGCAAUCCAUCAUAUUCUACUUUCCAGACACAUGGAAGAUACCGAGCUUACUAUGGUGAUUCAGGACUUAUUUAAGAGUACCAUUCGGGUGGUUGGGUUCUCAUUCAAAGACAUUUUUGACUUUUCUGUCAAGUACACAUCUACAGCGGACGAGCAUUCCUUUUUUGGUAAUGGCAGUAUAACUGCAAGAAACUCUUUGGUCGAAGGCUACCUUCCAAAGAAAGAUGUCACCAUUGGUAUUUUGCAAGACAAACUUACCGGUCAUAAUAAAUCUGUUCGGCGUUUGAUAGGCUCGACCGAUGGUACUGCUGUUCUUUCCACUACUAGGUUCAACAGGAGUUUACUAUGGUUCAUAAUGCCAUUGGGUCAUCACAGGACUACUCUUAAUAAGAAGUCGUCUAUCAUUACCCCUACGCCGAUAUUGGAUGCUGCCAUAUGGAGAAAGGGUGACUACGUAGUAGCUGCUGUUGAAGGUAGUUUGAUAUGUUAUGAUUGCAGAUUGAAGUCCCAAUUCCACAAGACCAUCACUAAACUUGCUCCGGAGAUGUGCUCUUUACCAGCUGAUACCGGUGAGAAAGCCAUGUGCUUCUUUUUAUUACCUGAGGCAUCAAAGGAUAUAUGCCAUUUGGUUGCUGUUUUCAAAGACAAAAGCUGCAAAGCUUGGGAGAUGCGACUUCUUGAAGAUGGUAAUAAGGCGGAGAUCAGAGAUUUCAAAAUUGGUGCUUUAUCAGAAUGUCAAGACGAUAAGUUGCAUAUGGUUUCGUCAGUGGAUCCAGUUGGCUGGAAUACUUCGAUUGAAUUUGUGGGAAGAGAUGUUCUUAUUACGAUUACUACAGAAGGGUUUGUCAGAGUCUAUUAUGCUUCUCUUUCCGGGGAUGGUAUAGUUUGGCACCUAAAAAAUUCAUUUCUGACUGGAGUUAAAGAGUGCUCAUUCUUAUCAGGCUCUUCUGUGAAUAAAGUAGCCUUGGCCAGCAUGGGGACUGAUAAGUUGACUAUUUGGGACACGAGAUUGGGAAGAUUGGAAUACGAGGAAGACUUCGGCGAGACGCAUAUUAGAGAUAUUGACUGGACAGCAACAGCCUAUCAUCAGGCGAUACUUUCUGUUGGCUUUUCAUCGUAUGCUUUAUUAUACACUCAAAUACGUUAUGAUUAUACAAACAAAAACCCAGCGUUUGUUAAGAUCAAGAGGGUCAGCAUUGCUGAGCAAACCACUCAUGAUAUUGGUGAUUCCAUAUGGAUGACAGAUGGAUUAUUAGUAAUGGGAGCGGGAAACCAAUUUUAUAUUAGUGACAAGUCUUUGGAUGCCAACACUGAUGAUACCACCAAUCGAGCCAUUGGUACUCUUGAGAUUGUUUCUGACGAUAUAUUUCAUUUGUGCUCCGCAUUGAAUGGUCCAUUACCACUUUAUCACCCUCAGUUUAUUAUUCAAACAUUACUCAUUGGAAGGUUUGCUUUUGUAGAAGCAAUUCUUGUGAGAUUAUGCAAUGCAUUAAGAGAUCUUGAUCUAGGCGGCACGAAAUCUAUUGAUGCCUCAUUGGAUUUGGAUUAUAGAGAGCUAUUCGCUUCUAAGGACGAAAGCAGCAAACUGAAUUCGAAAAAUGCAGGCGUGUACGAUAACUUGUUUGAUACCAUUGAUGAUGGUAGUAAAAACGAAAGGUUUUCUGCUGAAAUUGCAGACAUACUUAUUGAGAAAUUGCAAAGAUUCAAACUUCCCUAUUUGACCGGACACCAGCAGAUCACUCUAUCGUAUACCAUUAGCAUUGUCAAGGACAUUUUACUAAAAUACAGAAAGAUUUUGGAUAACAAUGCCCUGCGAUAUUAUAUUGGAGUGAGAUUGUUCCAUAUUAACGUUUCGAAAACUGCAAGCCCUACCACUAGGGCUACUAAAACUAUUACCAUGAGAGAUGUGACGUUUGCCAUGCAUUCCGAUAAUAAAGAUUUACUAUACAAUAUCAUCAACGAGCAAUCGGACUUGAAGCUUGACUGGCUGAACGCCAAAAGGUACGGGCUACCCUAUUGGCUCAAUCUUCAGAGGCUCACUGAGGCAAUGGAGAAGAUUGCAAGGAAUGAGUUUUUUGGAUAUGAGGAAGCUCAUGACGGUAAGAAAGACCCAUCAAAGUGCUCUAUAUUUUAUAUGGCGUUGAAGAAAAAGCAUAUCGUUUUGGGUCUCUGGAAGACUGCUUCUGGUCAUCCAGAGCAGGGCAAGAUGAUCAGAUUCCUUAACCAUGACUUUGAAGAAAUGAGAUGGAAAAAGGCGGCUGUUAAAAAUGCGUACGUGUUAAUGGCCAAGCAUAGAUAUAUGGAUGCUGCUUACUUCUUUUUACUUGCAGAUGCAGUCAAUGAUUGUGUUGACGUGAUUAUUCAGAAACUGGGCGAUGUUCCAUUGGCAAUUGCCAUCUCUCGAACGUAUGACCAGUCGGAUCAUGGUGAAUCCUUGAAGCGGAUUUUGGUCAGACAUGUGCUUCCUAAGGCUAUAGAAGAGAAUGAUAGGUGGCACUUAAGUUGGUGUUUUUGGGCCUUCCAUGAUAGGCUUACAGCAAUUCAAUCUUUAAUUAAGCCAAUUGAAAUAUUGAUUGAAGACAUCAAGCGGAUUGUUCCAGAGUUUCAAACGUUUAAGGGCUCUGAUAUUCAUAAAAUCAACUCCGCUAACAACGAGGACCCAGUUUUACUUGUCAUGUACCAGAACUUGCGUAACCGAAAUGUGAAAUAUCUUGAAGGAGCACAGAAACUAGGUCCUGAAGCGGAAUUUGAUUUUGUCAUCAAAGCGGCCACCAUGUAUCAAAGCAUGGGAUGUGAUUGGCUUGCUCUUUUGAUAACAAAAAAUUGGGAGUUUGUUUCGUCACAAGGGCAACUGUCAGUUGUCGCCCCGGAAACAAGAAAGAGUAAGUCUACAUCUCAAGAUCUCAGCCCUACUAGGGACCACGCCAAGGCUUCCAGUCGAUUGAACGGUUAUAUGAAAUCAGAGUUGGAAAAACCGUCGACCACUACUACCGCCAGUUUCAAACAAAGAGUUCAACCAUCGCAAUCGGCAUUCGAGGAGCCAGACAUGUCAGCAUUCGAUUUUGGCUUUUAA
Molecule: messenger RNA, 4242 nt
Organism: Brettanomyces nanus
Lineage: Eukaryota; Fungi; Ascomycota; Pichiomycetes; Pichiales; Pichiaceae
Exons: 1
Coding region: 1-4242 (1413 amino acids)
Biological process (GO): vacuolar acidification
Cellular component (GO): RAVE complex
Molecular function (GO): protein binding
Source: RefSeq, a predicted model, not a curated record